CAACAUCAUCAUCAUCAUCGGCAACAACAACAAAACGCGCAGCUAAAACAUGGGAACCGGUAAUUUUUUCUGGGUGAUAUUUUACUUUGCCAGUUUAUGUAGCGCCUCACUAGCUAAUAAUGCCAAAAUAAAUUUCCGAGAAAAGGAGAAAAAAGUCUUAGAUCAAAUUUUAGGUGCAGGCAAAUACGAUGCAAGAAUACGACCAUCUGGUAUCAAUGGAACGGAAAACUUAGCCACCUAUGUCUAUGUCAACAUGUUCCUACGGUCAAUUUCAAAAAUCGACGAUUACAAAAUGGAAUACAGUGUACAGCUAACAUUCCGUGAACAAUGGACAGAUGAACGUUUAAAAUUUGAUGAUAUACAAGGUCGUUUAAAAUAUUUGACCCUAACAGAGGCAAAUCGUGUCUGGAUGCCUGAUCUGUUCUUUUCAAAUGAAAAAGAGGGUCAUUUCCAUAAUAUCAUUAUGCCUAAUGUUUAUAUCCGUAUAUUUCCAAACGGUUCUGUUUUAUAUAGUAUUCGUAUCUCAUUAACAUUGGCUUGCCCUAUGAAUUUGAAAUUAUAUCCCUUGGAUCGACAAAUUUGUUCACUACGUAUGGCCAGUUAUGGCUGGACAACUAACGAUCUUGUCUUCCUGUGGAAAGAAGGCGAUCCCGUGCAAGUGGUAAAGAACUUACACCUACCUCGCUUUACACUCGAAAAAUUCUUGACUGAUUAUUGCAACAGUAAAACCAACACGGGUGAAUACAGUUGCCUCAAAGUCGAUCUACUAUUCAAGCGAGAAUUCUCAUAUUACUUAAUUCAAAUUUAUAUCCCAUGCUGUAUGCUGGUAAUUGUCUCAUGGGUGUCAUUCUGGCUAGAUCAAGGUGCUGUACCAGCUCGUGUUUCCUUGGGUGUCACCACACUGCUCACCAUGGCAACGCAGACAUCCGGUAUCAAUGCAUCACUGCCACCGGUCUCCUACACCAAAGCCAUUGACGUCUGGACUGGUGUGUGUCUAACGUUUGUAUUCGGCGCCCUGCUCGAGUUUGCCCUGGUGAACUAUGCGUCCCGCUCAGGUUCGAAUAAAGCUAACAUGCACAAGGAGAACAUGAAAAAGAAGCGACGUGAUUUGGAGCAGGCGAGUAUAGAUGCUGCUUCAGAUCUCUUGGAUACAGAUAGCAAUGCUACAUUUGCCAUGAAACCUUUGGUACGUCAUCCGGGUGAUCCAUUGGCACUGGAAAAGUUGAGACAAUGUGAAGUCCAUAUGCAGGCGCCUAAACGCCCCAAUUGCUGCAAGACAUGGCUGUCAAAGUUCCCCACAAGACAAUGUUCUAGAUCGAAGCGGAUCGAUGUUAUAUCACGAAUAACGUUCCCACUGGUCUUUGCCCUAUUCAAUUUGGUCUACUGGAGCACCUAUUUAUUCCGAGAGGAGGAGGAUGAGACUUUCUAAAGACCAUUGAUGAUCAUGAUGAAGUUCAUAAUCACCGCAAUGACGAUGAUGAUCAAGUUGUUGAGGCUAAUACGGAUGAUUGAUGUUAAAAAAACAUGAGAAUGGCUAUGUAGAAUUCUAUCGCUAAAACCACUAACGAAUCCAAAUCU
Molecule: messenger RNA, 1578 nt
Organism: Musca vetustissima
Lineage: Eukaryota; Metazoa; Arthropoda; Insecta; Diptera; Muscidae
Gene: GluClalpha
Product: glutamate-gated chloride channel
Exons: 12
Coding region: 50-1429 (459 amino acids)
Biological process (GO): regulation of membrane potential; signal transduction; chemical synaptic transmission
Cellular component (GO): synapse; membrane; neuron projection
Molecular function (GO): transmembrane signaling receptor activity; extracellular ligand-gated monoatomic ion channel activity; neurotransmitter receptor activity
Source: RefSeq, a predicted model, not a curated record